Molecule: messenger RNA, 3324 nt
Organism: Symbiodinium sp. CCMP2592
Lineage: Eukaryota; Dinophyceae; Suessiales; Symbiodiniaceae
Source: the annotation of a GenBank genome assembly
AUGUCGGCAAUCGAGGGAGGUCCUGUGGAGAGGCGGAGAAAGGAUCCUACGGGCAAGGGCGCCGCUUCGCAUCUCAAGGAGCUGGGCAUUGCGUUGCCGCAGAACUUCUUCCAAGACUUCGAGGAUCGCUGGCGUUUUUUGCCGGGUUCUACCAAGGCCGCCGAGACAUUGCGCAGGAUAUGGGGCCUCAAGUCGGUGCUUAAGCACGCAGUCCUGGGCGGUUUCAAGGCCUACGAGUUCGGAAUCCCACGCCCAUCUUACGAUGCCGCUCCAGCAGAUGAUGCUGCCCGACGCGCGAAGCGUGCGCUGCAGCGGAACCUCACUCUGGUUCAGAACCAUGUGCACCGCGGGGAUGCCCUGUUGUCCCGCUACCUUCGGCAAGCUGCCCUUCUCUUCGGCCUGCCCGGAGGCCUCAACUCCUAUACCACGCCGGCGCUUGCCGUAGGCUUCGGCUAUCACUUCGAUCCCAGUGACGCAAUCAUCCUCCAGGUUGAGGGCAACAAGACCUGGGAGAUCUGUGGCCGCAGAUUUCCGAAUGCCUUCAGCUUUUCGAACCUCACCUACAACCAGAUCCCCAACGAUGCCGAAGACGUAGCAAAUUGCAGCGAAGUCGUGCUCAGGGAGGGAGAUGCUCUGUACCUGCCUGUGGGGCAGGUGCACCGUGCUCAAGCGAACAAAGCUUUGUCCAUCCACUUGACCAUGUCGUUGAAUCGGCAGUUUUGCAGUGCCGCUGCAGUGCUCUUGAAUGUGGCUGAACAGAUCAACCCAUCGAAAGAGUUUGGCUUCGCGCAGCCGACCUUCGUCUCAUGGGUGCAUGCCACGGCGGCAGACCCGAGCCUGGCGCGCUUGCACGCCGUCCCCCCCUCGCUGCGUUGCCGACCGCGAGGCAAGCAGCGCGUCUGCCCCGCCUGGCGUGGCUUUCUGGAUGACGGACUCGCUGGCAAGGCCCUGGCAAAAGAUCCACCUGGCUUGCCGGAGGCACCGGAUGCGGCCAUGCUUUCGGCUUGCGUUGAGGACUUACGGGAGGUGGUGCGGCUACUGAAAGCCCAUCCUGCAAGCGCCAAGCCGCUUCUUCUGGGCGUCCGCCUUGCCGGGAAGGAGUCCCCAGUGGUGGGCAAGCUCCCUCCUACACAGGUUCUCGAUGGCAUCGCCCAGCUCUUGGGCCCGCAGCCUUGCAAUCGAACGCUCCUGGCCUGGCAGAAGCUGCUUCUGAGGCAGCACCAGGAGUACUACGAGGCAAGCUUCAGGCUCGAUGACUUCUUCGACGAGGAGUUGUUGAAUCUCGACGAGGACGAGGAUGCUGAGAGUGCAGAGGCGAAGCUCAUUCGCGAAGAACUCGAAGGUCUGAAUCUAAGCGAGCUCUUCGCCGAUGUCGAUGAGGCCACGAUGGGAUCCCAUCCCGGCGCGUGGGGCGAUAAUGAGACAAUGACGACUCCUUUCACGUGGGAUUAUCCGGAAGAGUCCUCACUGCCGGAUCCCUACAUGGAGCAAGCUCUACCUGAAGGACGUCAUGUCUGCUGUGGACACAGGACUGCGACCGCAGCACUGCUGUGUGCGAACAGUACUGUUCCGCCUCUCGGCGAACCUGUUGACGAGCUGAAGACUUUGAUUGUAACGUAUGCGACGGAGCAUGUUCACAGCUUCGCCCAGUACUCACUGCCUUUGAAUGCAAACUGGGCGCGCGAGUUCGGCCACUCUUUCGUCGUCGAUGCACGUGCGCGCGCGUCCGGAGGCGUUGACGUCAAGAACUCGAAGGUCCUUGUGAAGAAGCACUGGGUCGACCACCCCAAGGUGACUGAAGGGUGGGUUCUUUGGAUCGGAGCCGAUGCCGUCCUGGUGAACUUCGACACUGACAUCUUGAGGCAGACGAUUCGCCUCCACGCGACCCCAAACACGCAGGUUAUCAUCACUCGGGAUCCACAUGGGAGAGCGGGCGACUCCAUGUCUCUCUUCAACGCUGAUGUCAUCCUCAUUCGCAGGUCUCCGUGGAGCUCGCAGUUUCUGCAGCGGUGGUGGGACGACGCACGCAUGAAAGAGGGCCGUACUGACCAGGAGGUGCUCGAACUCCUCUACGUCGAGGAUGUACUUGGAGCUCGAAAUGCCUUCGUCCUCCUACCACCCGGAGCACUGAAUUCUGACUCUCUUUCCAUCAUCGCUGGACCUCCCAGCGACCAGCCCGUGGUGCAUCUUGGAGGCCACGGCGACGCCGUGCGGCAGCAUGUUUUCAGCGAGGGCCUGCGGGUAUUGUGCCAGGAGCAGUUGGCUUCUCAGAGCUUGGAGCUUCGGAGUGCCUACGUGAAGGCCCUUUGGCAGGAAGUCCAGUCACCCGGUGAGGGCCGCAGCUCUGGGCACGUGCACGCCUCGACGCUGGCCGGACAUUUCCAGCGCUUGGCAUGGCAGCUGGAGGAGUUGCGCCGGCCCGAGGAGGCUCUGGCAGUGCAACGCCGGGCUCUGGCGGUGAUGGAGCGACGGCUCGGAUUACAACACCAUCAGACACACGAAACGGCCCUGGCCUUGGGCGUGGCCUUGCGAGAUCACGGACGCCUCGGUGAGGCAGAACCGCAGCUCCGGGCAGCCUGCCGGGGGAUGGCGAGGAUGUUUGGCAAGAAGCAUCGUGACGUUUUCAGCUGCGCCUCGCAGCUGGGCCUGGCGCUGGUCGAGCAACGGCCCAAGGAAGCCGAGGCGCUCUUCCGUCGAGCCCACAAGGGGUACACGAAGGCUUUGGGCCCUGAGAGCACCGCCACCGCCACAGCCGCGCUGAAUUUGGCCGAGAGCCGCAAGCGCUUGGGCAGACCGGAUGAGGCCGAGCCACUGCUUCGCGCGGCUGCCAAGACCCGGCGCGAGGCGCUGGGCCCCGGCAGCGCGGAGGCCUGGGAAGCCGAGCGCGCGCUGGCAUCGCUGCUUUUGGACCAGCGGAGGCCGGCUGAAGCCGAGGAGGUGCUUCGUCGAAUCCUGGCCGCGCAGACUGCCGAGGCGCCAACCGUGUCGACUCAGAACUUACUGCAGGGGCGCAGCGACUUGGCUCACAGUUUACGUGUCCAGAACAAGGUUCAUGAGGCCGAGGUCAACUUCCGCUUGGUCUAUGAGUCGCUUGCUCUGCGGGAAGGGGCCAGCAGCCCCAAUGCACUGGCGGCAGCGAGCAAUCUCGCGUCGGUGCUUCAUGAGGCUGGGCGGCGCCAGGAGGCUACAGAGCUGUUCGAGCUUGCGACAGAUGGCCUGAAGAGGACGCUUGGAGCGGACCAUCCAAACUACAAAGCUGCGCGUCAAAACUACGAAGAUUUGAAGCGGAGUGCAGGAGGCAAGCUUGCUGCAGCCGAGCAGUGA